Symbiodinium sp. CCMP2592 is the source of this 2160-nucleotide messenger RNA. Lineage: Eukaryota; Dinophyceae; Suessiales; Symbiodiniaceae. The record is from the annotation of a GenBank genome assembly.
AUGUCGAGUCUUCUGCCACCUGAUGAAUGGUCUGAAGCCAUCGGAAACAGCCUUGACAGCCCCUCCCUGUUGCCACGUGAACCCCCGCAGCUUGACAGAUCGCCUCUGAAAGGCAAAAGGUACCGGCAUGGCUCCCUUGCAGACCUUGUUUCCCGUCGCAAUCUUCCACCCGGGCCAAGGGACUUAGGAGAGCUUCUCAACUACCCGCUGGCUGUGGUGCAGGUGCUUUUCUCUGAUACCAACCGAGCCCAUCGUUGUCUCGCCUUGCUCUCCCAGGGUCUGACCGAUCAUUCUGAUUAUUCAGGCAUUGGGGCCGAGCGUGAAGCUAAGCGACUUCUACUUCAGGUUUUAGCUGAGCAGUACUCUGUGAGUGUGGACUAUGAGUACACGAAGUCGUGUGACAUUGAUCCAUGUUGCCAGCAAGUCCUGUGCCACAUGUCUGCUUGUCUGGACAACAAUGCGUCUUGCGUCUUUGCUGAUAUUCGAGAUCAGAUUCCUGAGGAAGGUCGGGGCUUCUGCUCGGAGCUGGAGCCAAAUCCCGGAGACACUUGGUUGUCUCGUGAGGAAGUAGAAAAGCACUACAGCGACAUCAAAGCCUUUCUGUUGAAGAACAGUGAGAGGCUGGUGAACGAGGACCGGGAUCCCGAUCACCGAGCAUACUGCCUGGUGCAUGACAGAGACUGUGUGGUCAACAAGCCACGCUCUGCCCUUCGAAAUCCGGAGUCGCUUGUGAUCGCGAAUGCCGGGAACUGUUGCCAAGGCUGGAGUUCCGAGGGAAAGCGAGCAAGGGGUGCGCACCUGUCCCAGGUUCCACUAGCGAUGUGGGUAUGCCAGCGCAAAGCACUUGCUGCAAAGGGUCAAGAGGACAUGUUCUUCCAAGAGUGUACUCCGUUGUUUGAUAUUGAGGAGCAUCUGAUAGGCCCCCUUGAGUCCUCGCAUCGGGUUGUGCAAGUGGUGGCAGGGCCACGGCUUCUAGGGUGGCCAGCUUCGCGAGAUCGCCGCCUCUCCGCGGGGCUUAGCCUGGAGUCGCUUGUGUGGGUAGGGCCCACCACAGCAGAAGGAGUCCAGGCAGAUUUUGAGAGUUUGUUCGCACGGCGCCCGGAGCUCAAUGGCAGCAUCUUCCUCCAGGAGGAUGAAGGAGUGGUGACUGAUUGGUGCUUGGAACAGAUGCACAAGAAAAGGUCCCGCUUCUGUGACGAGAUCCCUGAAGGCAAGGAUCUUUUGCGUGCUCUUCUUCCGCCAGGCCAACUGCAGCGGGCAGAGCAGUAUGAUAGAGAGAAGAGCAACCAUGCAGCCUUGGAUGGAACAAUGUUCUGUGAUGUUGAGCACUGGUUGAAUAGCCCGGGACCUCAUUGUGGGCCUAUGCUCCCGUGCUUGCUCACCCAUGGCACGCUUGUGGAGUUGAGCAGGUACAGAUUUGAGUCACAGGAGUCACAACGCCGUUCAAGCAGCAACCGGGGUCGUGGCAGUGGCAGUGGUCAUGAAUCUAGUGACAAGAUUCCUCGCUAUGGUAACUUGGCGAGAAGUUUCUAUGCCCUCCUUGAAUGCCUCCCGAAGCAAGCCCUUCCUGACGACCCGCCCCGUGGGCAAUUCCAGUAUACAUUGCGCUGGUCAGAGAAGGUUAGCAUCAAGUGUGACUUACGUGGAAGUUUCCAAGUGCAGCAUGAGUUCAAGCAGAAGAAAUUCUCCUUCAAUGGGGUGGGGGAUGCUGUUGAGAAGUUCAAGCAAGCCAGCAGGCUGGCAAACGUGUGGAAGUCGUGCCCUCCUUGGGCUCCCGUAGAGCGUCAUUUGUUUGAGGAAAGGGCCUUUGAAGCAAGAGGUCUCCUAGCUUUGGAGGACGCACCACGGCCACCAACCGCUGCUGCUGAUGUUGAUGCUGACGGGUCUGAAUCUGACUCAGAUUCUGACUCCAGUCCCUCUUUUGUCCCAGUCCCGUCAUCACCGCCAAGGCGUUUGCACAGGCUUGCAGCCCGUGCAGAGAUCGACAUCGACACUGAUUGUGACGGUCUUCGUGAUGAUGAAGUUGAUGCAGUUGCUGGGGAGGCGUCCUCCGCGAGACGAAGGAUGACAGCUUCAGCCAGCAACGGCAGCAGCAGCCGUCCAUGUGUUCCUGCGACACAGGCCAAACCGUCUCGCAAGCGCACACAUGACAUGUGCUAG